Molecule: messenger RNA, 213 nt
Organism: Knipowitschia caucasica
Lineage: Eukaryota; Metazoa; Chordata; Actinopteri; Gobiiformes; Gobiidae
Source: the annotation of a GenBank genome assembly
AUGCUCGGCUACAUUCUGACCUGGGUCAAGCACGAGGUCAACGCCGCCGAGAACACCCAGCUGGGCCCAGCGGAACACCAACACCUCAGUCUCACCCUCCCAACACCACUACACCCUCCUGUCUUCAGCUCCUGCCCAUCCAACCAAGUGCAAAUAUCCAAGGCUCCUCAGUUCUAUUUGUCAACCAAGUUCCAAAUAAUAAAAAUAAACUGA